CAAAAUUGAUUUGCGCCACGUAAUAUCGUGCUAUUUUGGCAUGCAUAAUAAAACCAUUCCAUUAUACUUCCUUGAUACUCAAAAGCUUUAUUUGAACGAAUGGCGUCGGUCGUUUUUCGGAUAUCAGGAGUAGUGUUAUUUGCAUAUUUGGUACCUUGUAUACUUGGAAACUCGCGAUUUUGUCAAGUAGAACAUGAGUGUACCGGAAACUGCUACCGUAGACAGAAAUCCUCAACUAAUUGUGGCUUUUUAUCGUGGAGUGAGUGCUCAAAAUAUUCAUCACAGAUUUACACGUGCAAGUUUCCAUGUCUGAAAGAUGUCUGCUGUAACGGAUACACUGGUACUAACUGUGACAUACCGAUUUCAUGCAAUGAAGCGGAUGUUUUACCAGAUUUAAUAAGACGAACAAGAAACUAUAAAGCAAACGGAGAUAUUGCAAUUGAUUCCUGGAUAAACGAUAAAAAUCUUGGUCCUGGAUGGUUCAAAGUUGGCAAUCAUACAAUGCCUGAUAGUAACACUAUACCGACAUAUGGACACUGUGGAACAAAACAACCUAUAUACGUACAAGGUAACCACACCAAGACGGACUUGUUGAACGAAACACCAAUUUCAAUGGAUGUCUGUGAGGUGUCUCUAUCCAAUGACUGUCUGAAUCCCACAACAGUUGAUGUCCGACUAUGUGAUGACGGUUUACAAUAUUAUCUUCCAGAAACAAGUGACCAGUCAGGAUACUGUUUUGGUUAAGACAAUAUUGAUUUUACCAAACAUGCAUUUUAGUUUUUUAUUUCUAUUUUUAACUUAAAUCUUUAUGAUAAAGUUUAUGCACUCUUCUUAAAAUAGUAACAUUAAAAUAAUGAACGUUUAUACUAGAUAUACUUGGC
Molecule: messenger RNA, 881 nt
Organism: Mercenaria mercenaria
Lineage: Eukaryota; Metazoa; Mollusca; Bivalvia; Venerida; Veneridae
Exons: 5
Coding region: 100-744 (214 amino acids)
Source: RefSeq, a predicted model, not a curated record